Nerophis lumbriciformis (worm pipefish) is the source of this 1068-nucleotide messenger RNA. NCBI's taxonomy places the organism in Eukaryota, Metazoa, Chordata, Actinopteri, Syngnathiformes, Syngnathidae. The record is from RefSeq and is a predicted model, not a curated record.
AUGCCAGCAAAAGCACCUAUAUAUCUGAAACCCGCCAACAGUAAAAGGGGGAAAAAAUGUCGCCUGCGCGAUAUUUUGUCACCAGACAUGAUAAGUCCGCCACUUGGCGAUUUUCGACACACCAUUCACAUUGGCAGAGGUGGACAGAGGGAUGCCUUUGGAGACAUGUCCUUCCUCCAAGGGAAGUAUGAGCUAUUACCCGGGAAGGGAGAUUUCCAACCUCAGUAUGGUAUCCAAAGUGAGUUUCUGCGAGCCAAUAGUACAGGCGAUGCGUCUUUUGUGGAGACCCCAUCUCCUGUUCUCAAGAAUGCCAUCUCCCUUCCUACCAUUGGUGGCUGUCAAGCACUGACCCUACCACUGAUCACCUCUACUGUAUUCUCCAUGCCCCCAGAGCCCCUGGGGCACAUAAUGGGGCCUAUUUCCUCAGUGAGGCCUGACAGUAUUGAGGAUGUAGAGAUCCUACAGAUGGAUGCUUUGUUGCACUCAAUGGAAAACUUCAGCAACAAGGCCUUACCUCCCCCUAGAAACAUCCAGUCUAAACCUGAUGUUGUUCUGGAUCUCCUGGAGAAUAUGAGAAAGUCCAACUCUAAAGUUAUUAAGGCUAACAUAGCAAACAAAAACGAGAGCAGGGUUGAGAAGCAAUCUCAUUAUUACAUCAACGGUCAUAGUAGCAGUAGCUACAAAGCUAAUGGAAGCCUUCACAGCAAUACAAGUGGCGACAGCUUUGAAAGUUAUGCAAAAGAUGACUACAAGGCCAAAAUUCACGAUGAUGGCAGUAGUAUCGUUGACAAGAAGAGCGGUUUAGGACAUUUUUGCAACGACAUUAAUCUGGAAUUCAAGCAGGAGCGCUCCAAGUGCAAGGGUGAAUGGGUGGACAGAGACAGUGGGGUGGAGGAGGGCCGCAUCUGUGAUUUUGACAUUGAGUUUUCCAAAGAGAAGUGCACAUCACACGAGUCCCUCACCCGAAUCACAGGGUCACUGCUCUCCCUUGAACUUGAUCUGGGCCCAUCCAUCCUGGAUGAUGUGCUUAACAUAAUGGAUAAACCCGCAGUGAAAAGCAGGCCUUGA